This is a messenger RNA of Bufo gargarizans (Asiatic toad), 2363 nucleotides long. It is a transcript of the gene FAM174B, whose product is annotated as family with sequence similarity 174 member B. The transcript has 3 exons. The record is from RefSeq and is a predicted model, not a curated record. NCBI's taxonomy places the organism in Eukaryota, Metazoa, Chordata, Amphibia, Anura, Bufonidae. The coding region runs from base 235 to 642 and encodes 135 amino acids.
UAGUGAUUCUGCUGGUGGUAGUAGUGAUCCUGGUGGCGCUGCUGCCUUUCCUGGGGGAACCCUGGCAGUGCCCUCUUCUCCUCAGCCCUCCCCUGUGCCCCUCAUCAAAUGAUUCACUGCAACGUGGUGUAAAAACCCUUCCGGUUUGCAGCUCCUAUUUCCUGCAGUGUGCGGAGCGCAGGAUCGUCAGCCGGGAGCCCGGGCAGUGCGGGCACGUCUCAGGGGGCGCAGAAGAUGAGAGGCUUGCUGCCGAGCUGCUGUGUGAGCCUGCUGCUGCUGUGUGCCGCCCUGGGCAGCGCAGUGUACCGGCGGGAGCAGGAGGAACCCCCAGCCUCCGGGAAUGGCACCGUGCACACUCCGGACACACAGGGCAACGACACUGCCAGGGUGACCCGCUUCAACAACAUAGGGCAGUACAUGCCCACCAUCAAGAGCGUCUUCAUCUUCGUGUGCGGCUUCAGCACCUUCCUCAUCGCCUGCCUCAUCGUCAAGAUAUUCAGGUCUGGGAAGAGAAUAAGGAAAACUCGGAAAUAUGACAUCAUAACAACCCCAGCAGAGCGAGUAGAAAUGGCUCCUCUUAAUGAGGACAAUUUUGAGGACGAAGACUCAACAGUGUUUGAUGUGAAAUAUAGAUAUAGGUAAGAACAUUUGAUCUUCCGACAUCUGGACACAAACAUUUCCAGUGUUGCCAAAAGUCUGAAGCAGAGAUUGGAAAUUUUAAUCUUAAAAAAAGAAGAGAAUAAUUUGUUCACAGAUUUUCAUCUGCCGUAAAAUGACAUGGCUAGAUGAGUUUAUCCUUCACUGAAAGCCCAUGUUCCUGAAGACUUCAGACAAAAUCGGGACGGAAGCAUGGAGCAAGCCUUCUAACUGGAUCAUUCCUUUCUGUGUGCUGGGGGAUGAUUUGUCUCUGAUAACAUUUUUUUUUUUUUUUUUUUGGAUACAAACCAAAGAGCUGCUCCCAUUUAUUAAGACAAGAAUACACAAAUCCAUAAUUACUGGAAACAUGCAACUGGUGAAGCAAAAUCUAUGUCCUUCAGAUCACACUUGAAAUAUAUUCCCCCCCCCCCCCCCCCCCAACAUCGUUGAUUUAUAAAAGAAAUGAGUUUCUUCAGCAUCAUCUACAGCCAGCUCCUGCAAUUUGCUACAUACAAAGAGAUAAUACCCAGUGACGCCAUUUUUAUGGAGACAGGCUUUAGAAAAGUCACAGCACUCUCGAACUUCAAUCCAAAAAUUUGUGUUUAAUUACACCAAAAAAUCCAGCAACGUUUCGACAUACAAGUCUUUCUCAAGCUACAUAAGGUUUACAAGUGAAUCCCAAAACAUAUAUAGGGGUAUACAUCAAUACAAAUUUAUUAGGGGGUUGUACUCCAGAAAGGUCAAGCCCUCCCCCUAUAGAUUCACCCAAUCGUGAAAUACAAUGACUAUAUUCAAUUAAUGCGUCAUUUUUAUGGAGGGAUACUAGCAAUGAAGCAGACUACCAUGAUGCAACUAUAUACACUCCAAUUGCUUACAUUUUGCAUCAGCGAGAUCCCUCCUUUUCAAUAGUGAUGGCGACAUUUCCCUGUGCCUUAGCCACAUGUAGGUGCUCUACCUAAUAUGAUGUAUUCAGCAUGAUUACCAUCUGUAUGCAUAUAGUUGUUCCUAGCCUCUCAUAGUUUAUGGUGCGGGAACAUUUUAUAACCUCUUCUUGUGGGUCCAUUUAAAGUGAAUUGUUCAUUUUUUGCUUCCUGUAACUUAUGGUAUUUUCCAUACCAUUCAGCAAUGGAAGUCAAACGCACACGAAAUGAUCAUCUCCAAUAAUCCUAUUGUAUCAGCGUGUCGCUGCCAGUGAUAGCCUUUUUGUUUUGUAGAUUUUCGUUAGUCUGUUUAGAACAGAUAAUUGGGGCAGAAGUUAUUAACCUCUGGUUUGGGAGUGAAAAUAUUUUAGGUCUGAAUGUUUUUAUGGAUAGGUCACUAUGGUGUAUAUGGAACGAUAAUUCAUAUUAAUAUAUUUGAAUAUUUUCUAUGUUAACUAUAUAAUAUGUAAUAUAAAUAUAUAUGUCCAUUAAUAACAAAGUAAACCAUGGUUGACAACGUCGAUAUCCCAAGUGGUGAAGAAAUACUGUACAGCGGUGGUUUUGAAGGUGGGAGAAUCGACCACAAAACUCAAAUACAUUUGUGUGGAGUGUAUGAGCGAAGCUGUGAUUUAUUGAAUUCAAUGCUUUCCUUGUUAGCAGCAGCAAAUAAAGGUAAUACAGUGAUAGAUUAGAUUUUCCAAUAUAAAUAGUGCUUCAUAGGAAAUUGAUUUUACUAUUCCAGGAAGCUGGACUGGAUUGUUGCCACUCCACAUUUUGAACAGUUAUUAAAAGCUAUGUCCUUGACAA